AUGCAACCUCCCAAACUACUGCUCGCCUUGAGCCUUGCAGCCACCGGGCUCGCUCAUGGUAUCCAUCAGCCUCAUCAGCAACACGCACAAGAGCCAGAUCUCACUCCCCGCGAUGAUGCCAAGAACGACAUGGUCCUGAUGGUCCACGAAGUCGAGGUUCCACUUCUGCAGCCGGAGCCCGAUUGCCUAUACUGCGCAACUGUCACGAUCCCGCUUGACAUGGCAGACUUCCUCACAGACAACCUUGCCCCAACCGCCGGGCUGGAAGCGGGAGACAUCACCAAAACUGUAGCUGCCACUGCUCACGUCUUCACACCUGGGUCCAAGAUCGCUGAGCUCGAAAUUCCUGGUGGUCUCGCACCUGGCUUUCACAGAACCACCACUCGGCAGAUGAAGCACCAUCCGCUACACGACAUUACCUUCGAGUACACCAUCAAGAACACAGAUCCAGCCACCGAAUUUGUCAUGACCAUCAGCGACGAGAAGCAUGGCACAUCCACAAUCUCAGCCGAGGUGUCGACGGUCAACGGUGGAACCCGUGAGGUCCUCAUCGAGCGGUACGCAAAGGUCGGGUCCGACGGAUUCAGUACAACGGUGACUGCCACCCCGGACUGGAAACCCGCAAAGACGGCUGUCGACAAUCAUGUGCAUACCAGCAAAGCGACACCCAGACACGUCCAGAUGAACUUUCCAACCGACAAGAGAGCUGGCGAGACAUGGACCACCACGGUCCCGGCCGACGACGCAAUGGUCACAGCGACCAUCACCGUCAUGAACACUGCUCCGACACACUACCUCAUGACAUUCCACGACGGCGAUUAUACGGAAGUCGUUGAAGCCCAAGUCAGCAGAGGCGCUCGGCAUCACCACGUCAGUCUGGAAGAGACCAUGACUCUCAAUGGUUUGACUUCGAAACACGUCGUGACCUGGCCGAACCCGAAGCCGAAGAAGACGAAGGGUGCCAUUGUCCGCCGUGCCAUCCGAACCAUGGUCGUCACCGUCCUUGAUCAGAAGCCUGGCUACACCACGCUCAACAGCCCCACAAACAUCGACUCCGACGUCGAGACUUCUUUCAUCACAGUCACCGAGACCAAGCAACUCGGUGCACCCCUCACACCAGACUCCGAGGUGGAUGUCACCACCGUGUCUGUUGAGACGACUGUCACCCAGGAGACAACCAUUCAAGGAGAGCCGACUACCGUGACCACAACCCAAGCGACGACCUUGACCGUCGCUGCUGUUCGAAAGAGCACCACUUCGUCAUCGUCCAGCUCUCAGACCACCGAGACCUCUGAGACAUCUUCCGAGCCCACGUCGACUGCUGCUGCCGAACCGACCUCCACAUCUUCGUCCGACGACAUGCCCUCGAUCUUCACCAGAUUCAACGUCCCAAUUGGCGCAUCAUCUGACGAAUCCUCUGCAUCGUCUUCGACCACUGAACCAAGUUCGACGACUGAAGCUCCACUGCCGACGACUGAAGCUCCACUGCCGACGACUGCAACUCCACUGCCAACGAUCUUCCCAAUGCCUUGCGAUGCCCAGCAAGUCAUGACUUGGUUGAUCAAUGGUGAUGUCGCCACGUCUGGGGUUACGGUUGCCGAUCUGAAAGAGGAACACCCUGAUCUUGACUGGAACGAGGUUGAAUUCAUCGCCAACGUGUUCCGUAAUAUCAACGGCACGCUUGAUGAACCGACAGCUCAGUCCGCCGCCGUUCACUGCAUUGAAUCCAGGGAUGACGACGAGGACGAUUCAGAGGAUGACUCCGCGACCUGCGCAUGCCCAGCUCCUGGUCUUGCCAACUUUGGAACGGCCCCCACUACCACCACCGAAUUCGAUACCGACCUCGCCUCAGAAAUGCCUCUCUGGACACCACCGGCGCUGGCAGUCCGACUGCAACAGCUUAGCGAUGCUGAUACAACCCCUCCAUCCACGACCGGUAGCGACAUCACCUCUUCGCCAACCGUGACUGGGCACGUCACCGGCAUGCUCGUGGUCGAUGCAGUCGCUCCCUCGUCUUCGAACAUUCCGACCGACGAGGAACUCUGGAGGCCAGCUUGCCGUGGACACCGCUGGCAUAAGAGUAAGGAGCAAAAGUCUGAGUGUGCUCUUCAAAGGUGUAUGUGGAAUUACAUCAAGCCGAUCAACUACACCACAAUCUUCCCGGCCAUGAUGUUCGACCCCUACCGUGCCACCCCAAUGAUGGACUUUGUCACUCAGUACACCGCGCUUGUCGACCAUGUCCACUGGGGCACGUCCGAGAAUUCGAUCUACUACCCAAUGACUGUCUUCGAAAACACCACAACGAGAGAGAGGAUGGACAUCGCCGCUCGCACACUCUUUGUGGAGACCCUCACCACAACCACUGCAAUCCGGCAAACACCGACCGAACUCGCCAAGAAAACCGGAGUUGCCAAAGAUCCGAAAUGCUACGAUGAAAAGAGUUGUUACGAUUACUGCAUUGCCGACUACGAAGAACACAAGCACGGCAUGAAGUUCUGGUUACUCACUGUCGCUCUUCCGAUUGGGCUUCUUAUGCUCGUGGCCUUGUGUUGCUGCGGCGGUCUUCUUCAUCGCAAACGUCGCAAGCAGCCCGUCGACGAGAAGAAUCCCAACGCUGUUCAGGUCGUCACCACUCAAGCCGUCGACACUCCCGCCGCUGCUGGAGCUGCCGCCGCCGCCGCUGCUCGAGGAGGUGGCAACCCAGCUGGCGCUGGAACCAUGGGUCGUCAAGCUGAAGAAGGUCGCAGCCGCGUUCACUUCCCUGAGGAGGGUGCUGGCGGCGCCGGCCAGACUGUCACCCCCGCUGGUCAAGCCGCUGCCGCGCCCGUCGAGAAGGUCGUUCAGGUUCCCGUCACCACUGCGGAGAAGGCCGCCGGAGCCGAGCAUGUCGAGCAUGUGCCUGGCCACGACGGCGCCGAUGGUCACCGUACUGGAAGCGAGAUGAUGGACAUGGGCUCCCUCCGUGGCCGCAAGAAGAACCGCAUGGAGUGA
This is a messenger RNA of Zymoseptoria tritici IPO323, 2991 nucleotides long. Its product is annotated as Ca2+-modulated nonselective cation channel polycystin. The transcript has a single exon. Bases 1 to 2991 code for a protein of 996 amino acids. The record is from RefSeq and is a predicted model, not a curated record. NCBI's taxonomy places the organism in Eukaryota, Fungi, Ascomycota, Dothideomycetes, Mycosphaerellales, Mycosphaerellaceae.